Molecule: messenger RNA, 246 nt
Organism: Lathyrus sativus (Indian pea)
Lineage: Eukaryota; Viridiplantae; Streptophyta; Magnoliopsida; Fabales; Fabaceae
Source: the annotation of a GenBank genome assembly
AUGAAAAUCCUCAGUUGGUACUAUAGGGGGUUGGGGAGUCCCCAGGCAGUUCGAGCCUUGUUGAGGCUCAUACAUGUUGGAAAUCCCGACUUGGUGUUCAUUAUGGAAUCUAGGCUCAAAGAAAUGAGAGUCGGACCAUCAAAUUCAAAAGUGAUAUGGAGUGUUGUCAUGGUGUGUAUUGCAGUGGCAAUGGUCGGGAGAGAUCUGGUGGACUUACCUUGUUGUGGAAGGAAAAAGUUUAGUUAA